UUCUUUCUGGAUUGCACCACAUUAGCUUCAACUCCUUCACUUUCUUUAUGAACAAUCUUGAAUUUCAUAACACCAAUCGAACAAAACACCCCUUUUUCCCCCAUUCUCCUUACUCCAAUCACUCAAUCAAGUCGUCUUCAAUCUUGUCCAACGUGGGCUUUCUCUUCUUCACUUCAAGUUCCAUCAUUUAAUCGCUUCACAUAUUCGAUUCGAGUGCUAUCUUUCUUGAUCUAUCUUCUAAGGGAUGAAAGGGAAAUUUGGGCCAUCGGGGACUUACUUCCCGUUGAAUACAGGUGCCAAGAUUCCGGCGAUCGGGCUUGGGACGUGGCAGAGUGGCGGUGACUUCUGUGUGGAGGCUGUAAAAACGGCUAUAUCGGUUGGAUAUCGUCACAUUGAUUGUGCACACUUGUAUGGGAAUGAAGCUGAAGUUGGGGAAGCACUGGCUCAGGUUUUCAAGGGUUCGUUGAAAAGAGAGGAUAUUUUCUUGACAUCAAAGCAUUAUUGUACCAUGAAUUCUAUUAAUAAGAUUGAGAAUUCUGUUAGAGUUUCUCUCAAGAAUCUUGGGGUUUCAUAUUUGGAUCUUUACUUGAUGCAUUGGCCUGAGAGUUCUGCGUUUGGUGAUGCCACUGAUCCUCCUGCCAAUUCAGGUAGUGAAUAUAGACAGUUUUGGAGUAAGUUGAAAACCACAUGGAAAACAAUGGAAAGAUUGGUCGAAUUGGGUCUUGUUCGAGCUAUUGGAUUGAGCAAUUUCGACAUACAGCAGAUAAAAGAGUUGCUUAAAUUUGCCAGAAUUGUGCCUGCUGUAAAUCAGGUGGAGUUGCAUCCUUUUUGGAGGCAAGAUGAGCUUGUAAAGUUCUGUCAAUCAAAAUCCAUUCAUGUAUCAGCUCACACACCAUUAGGGGUACCAUCUUGUCCUCCUAAAGCAUCUGAAAAUGGAUCAAGCGACGAUGAACCUGGAACACCCCGUAUGUCGUUUAGAAGAUCAAGAUCAGUCCACGGGCCGAUGCUAAAGUUGUCUGUAGUUGCAGAGAUAGCAGACAGACAUAAAAAGACUCCUGAACAGAUUAUUUUGCGGUGGGGUCUUCAACGUGGGACAAGUGUGCUGCCAUGUAGCGUGAAGCCUGAGAGGAUACGACAGAACAUUGAUGUGUUCAAGUGGAGUUUGUCGGAUGAUGAAUACAAACGGUUAAACCAGAUAGAGCCGCAAGUGUGUUUAUUUGGAAGCGGGUCUUUGGAUGCUAUCUUAGAGAACGAGGGGUCUGGUCUCGCAAGCGGUCCUCUUCAAGCCGUUAACGAACAAGACGAUGAUGCCGAGUAGAUGGUAUCUUUUGCAUUAUGUUCAUGUGUGUGAUGUAAUCAAAUACAAUAGUUGUAUUAUGUUCUUAUGUCAUGUAUAAAAGUACUUUGGGGGAUGUUAAUUUACUCUUUAUUUGAUAUGUUUUCUGAUAUUCUGAUCA
This is a messenger RNA of Cynara cardunculus var. scolymus (artichoke), 1457 nucleotides long. Its product is annotated as NADPH-dependent aldo-keto reductase, chloroplastic-like. Gene Ontology annotation, cellular component: cytosol. The coding region runs from base 245 to 1318 and encodes 357 amino acids. Lineage: Eukaryota; Viridiplantae; Streptophyta; Magnoliopsida; Asterales; Asteraceae. Gene Ontology annotation, molecular function: aldose reductase (NADPH) activity. The transcript is spliced from 3 exons. The record is from RefSeq and is a predicted model, not a curated record.